UAAGACCCCAUUAGCGAAGGGGCACUGGAUAUUAAGAUAAGGUUUUAUAAAAUACCCAGAGUCAGAGCUCAAUGCUCCUUUUCCACGCCAUUAGCUUAUGAAGCUCUAAUGCACCCACAACCUAGUCACUUGCAGAGAGCACUUGGGUUUUGCCUUUGUUUUUCGCUAUUUCAGUUUCAAUAGGUAAAGACAUGGAUGUUACUAGCUGUCAAAAUGGUGGUAGCAUCAUGUGGUUCUUCAGAGACAAAGGUUUUGAUGAUAAAAGCAUCAAUGAAAUGUUCAAGAAAUGUAAGCGCCUUCAAGGCGUGCACAAGGAAAGAGCCUCCGAAAACUGGUCUUACCUGAAAAGCAUUGGUAUUCAAGAGAGAAAGCUACCUUCUGUUGUUUCCAAGUGCCCCAAAAUCCUUGCCCUUGGUCUAUAUGAGAAGCUUGUCCCCAUGGUAGAGUGCCUUGCUACGCUAGGAACCGAACGCCGCGAAGUUGCUUCUGCCAUUGCUAGAUUCCCUCAAAUAGUCUCACACAGUGUGGAAGAGAAGCUUUGCCCACUCUUGGCUUUCUUUCAAGCAUUGGGAGUCUCUGAAAGGCAACUAGGCAAAAUGAUAUUGCUAAAUCCUAGGCUUAUCAGUUAUAGCAUUGAAUCUAAACUCACAGAUAUUGUUAACUUCCUUGCCACACUUGGCCUUACCAGAGAAUGGAUGAUCGGUAAAGUUCUGGCAAAAUACCCGUUUAUAAUGGGUUAUAGUGUCAACAAAAGGCUACGUCCUACAACCGAGUUCUUAAAAUCGGUUGGUUUAUCCAAGACAGAUCUUCAAACAGUGACCAUGAACUUUCCCGAAGUCUUGUGCCGUGAUGUUGACAAGAUUCUAAGACCAAACUUUGCAUAUCUUGAAAGAAGUGGAUUUGAGGAUAGACAGAUAGCAGCUUUGGUGACUGGCUAUCCCCCUAUUCUAAUCAAGAGCAUCAAGAAUUCCUUAGAACCUAGGAUUAAGUUCUUGGUUGAGGUGAUGGGGAGGCAAAUCGAUGAAGUAGCUAAUUACCCUGACUUUUUCCGGCACGGUUUAAAGAAGCGAGUAGAGUUGCGGCACCGGCUUUUAAAAGAGAAGGAUGUCAAUUGUAGCUUAAGUGAAAUGCUAGACUGCAAUCACAAGAAGUUUCUAUUGAAGUUUGGUUUGUUUGAAGGACUUGCCUGAGGGUCACCAACUCUCAACACGGUUCUACAGAAAGAAACUCAAAUUGACAAACUGUGCACCUAAAUGGCUAAAACACAUCGAUUAUACUAUACAUGGCCACCAGACUGAGGCCUUUCCUAAUUGUUCUAUCAGCAUUCAAAGGUGAAGGAAAGCCUAGGGUCGGAUUGAAGACAAAGACUUGAAAUACAAAAUCAGAUGAGAUUAAAAUCGAAACUAUAUAGGAGAAAUGUUUUGCAGCAUCACAGGCCAUCCUUCAUGCUGAUCUUUAUAUUUUGCACUUUAAUUGACAGCUGCAGCUUAUGAUCUUCAAUGUCUUUUAAAACAGAAAGCAGAUUCGACCUGUAAACUUCACAUUUUCGACUCGCAUAGUCCAGCUCAUUUGUAAGUUCUCGGAUCUUCUUGUCCAUGUCAUCCUGAAAAACAGCAAAGCACCCAACGUUAUAUCGAAUAUGGAAUGAGCAUGAUCUAUAAUGCAAAAA
This is a messenger RNA of Gossypium raimondii (Peruvian cotton), 1669 nucleotides long. RefSeq names its product transcription termination factor MTERF6, chloroplastic/mitochondrial. The record is from RefSeq and is a predicted model, not a curated record. Gene Ontology annotation, biological process: chloroplast organization; regulation of DNA-templated transcription. The coding region runs from base 192 to 1190 and encodes 332 amino acids. NCBI's taxonomy places the organism in Eukaryota, Viridiplantae, Streptophyta, Magnoliopsida, Malvales, Malvaceae. Gene Ontology annotation, cellular component: chloroplast. Gene Ontology annotation, molecular function: double-stranded DNA binding. The transcript is spliced from 3 exons.